AUGCUUGCUUCGUUUGGUCUCGUAGUGUUCGUGCUGCGAAGCUCACUCUUCCUAACUAAUCUGCCUCAAUGGCUUGAACAUGAUGCACAGCUCACCUCCCCUUUCACUGAUUUUGUUCAUUUGAGGGAGGGGGUGUACCUUUUUGAAAAAGGGUAUGACCCCUACUCUGGCGGCAUAGUUCGGCAUCCACCAUUAUAUCUGGCUAUUUUUUCUACAUUAUUGCCGCUCAGUACGAGGUUUGCAAGCGCACUAUGGGCGAUUCUUGAUGGUGUAGGUGCAUGGCUACUCUUGAAAAUAUGGAGGAUGCGGAGUCGGACGAAGGACACAUUCCAAGAGUGCUUGAUAGUCUCUGCCUAUCUCUUGCAUCCUUACAUUCUCCUACCGACCCUCGCUUUAUCCACAUCUACCGUUGACAAUACUUUAUUCCUAGCGAGUUUAUUCUUUGCAUCACGAGGCAACAAGUCGACCUCACUCUUGGCCCUCGCGUUUCUAACCUAUUCUUCCCUCACCUCCAUCCUUCUUGCACCGCCGAUAUCACUUCUGAUCCUCCGUAAUCCCACCUCUGCGCUCGCGGACCCAUCCAUGAGUCGACUGCCGAGGGUAACUUCCAUGAUGAAGUUACUUGCGGAGUUUCUCUUGUACCUAGCUAUACUGCAUUCUACUAUCCGACCUCACCCAAACCCCGGACUUUGGUGGUACUUUUUUACAGAGAUUUUCGAUCAUUUUCGACCUUUCUUCCUCGCAUGCUUCUCGAUGCACUUGAUGGUAUACCCUGUACCUGUAGUGGUUAAACUAGGUCACGACCCGUUAUUCGCUACGUUUAUACUGGAGGGGAUCAUUGCCACUUUCAAGUCAUACCCUACACUAUCCGAUCCGGGGCUCUUUACAGCCAUGUAUACUCUAUUCCCGGAACUACUACCUCAAUUACGCCAUCCCCUACCAACGGUCAUGCUUCACAUGCACUCUGCGCUCCUCCUCCCUCUCUUCCAUCACUUGUGGAUGGGCCAGGGUUCUGGAAAUGCCAACUUCUUCUACGCUUCAACGCUCGUAUUCGGUUUGGCAAACGCUGCUGCCGUUAUUGAUGCAUUAAGGGCAGGACUAAGACUUGGCUACGGUUCUCGCGAAGGUUAUGAGCUUGUUCAGCUGUAGGCUUCACUAAUGGCGGAACUUGGUUCCCUCUGCGGCUUGGCCUCAAGUCAAGAAUAGCCACCCAAUGAAAAGAAUUUGAUUGAUGGAUCAAGGUUGAAUACCUAAGAACUGGAGCUAUUGCAUCGGACCUCACUCACAUGCGCUUUAUUCGUUGUCGGCAUCCAAUAUCAAGUCAUGCCCUAGCUGUCGGCGAGUACAACGAAUUGUCACUAUUUGCCAUCCCCAGUGUACUGUAAGAUUAAAUAGCCGUUGUCGGGGACAGCACUGACUGGGGAAAGGAAGAAA
Molecule: messenger RNA, 1434 nt
Organism: Cantharellus anzutake
Lineage: Eukaryota; Fungi; Basidiomycota; Agaricomycetes; Cantharellales; Hydnaceae
Product: GPI transamidase subunit PIG-U
Exons: 9
Coding region: 1-1149 (382 amino acids)
Biological process (GO): protein localization to cell surface; attachment of GPI anchor to protein
Cellular component (GO): membrane; GPI-anchor transamidase complex
Source: RefSeq, a predicted model, not a curated record